Oreochromis aureus is the source of this 1993-nucleotide messenger RNA. Its product is annotated as angiopoietin-related protein 5-like. Gene Ontology annotation, molecular function: receptor tyrosine kinase binding. Gene Ontology annotation, biological process: angiogenesis; Tie signaling pathway. Lineage: Eukaryota; Metazoa; Chordata; Actinopteri; Cichliformes; Cichlidae. The transcript has 6 exons. Bases 131 to 928 code for a protein of 265 amino acids. The record is from RefSeq and is a predicted model, not a curated record.
UUACUGCUGCAGUAAUGAACAGGACAGAAUUACUCUGAGCAGCCAGUCAUCUUCUGACAGCAGAGUUACCAGCAGUUUUCAUCUGACUAAACACUGUUUACAGUCUUGUCCGUUUUAAACAUAGGUCAAAAUGAAGAGUCUGGUUGUGUAUUGUGGACUCAUCCUGGCAUUUCUUUUGAGCUGCACAGAACAGGCUGGGGUGAAAAGACAGGACAAAGCAGGUUCUCCUCAAGGAACAGACUGCACACAGAUUAAGACUCUGUCACCACGAGCAUCCAGUGGCGUUUAUACGAUCCAGCCGAAUGGAGCCAUGAACAAGUUUAAGGUUUACUGUGAGAUGCGUCCAGAUGGAGGCUGGACGGUGUUUCAAAAACGAAGCGGAGGAGCCGUUUCUUUCCGCAGAAAAUGGGCAGCAUAUAAAACUGGCUUUGGAAACCUGACACAGGACCACUGGCUCGGGCUGAAGAAGAUUUUUUAUCUUACCAAAGAUAAGUCCAAGAAGUGGGCGAUGAGGGUGGAUCUGUGGGAUCAUGAAGAUGGGACUGCUUUCGCUGAGUACAAAAACUUUAGACUGGGAAAUGAGAAAACCGCGUUCAAACUACAUGUUGGGAAGUACCGUGGAAAUGCAGGUGAUGCCAUCCGUGGUGCCUACAAAGGCAUUGAUCAGAAUGGCUAUGGCUUUAGCACAGUUGACCGCGAUAAUGAUGGCUGCUCCCCCUGCAUCUUUGGUGACAUUGCUGAUAGGGCAUGUACCUUUAGAGAGGGCGGCGGGUGGUGGUACAGCAAGUGUGGGUCCGCCAAUUUAAACGGUGACUGGCAUUCCUACGGUGAACACAUAGGUUGGGCUUCGGGCCUCCACUGGCGCACCUGGAAACCACCUGCACCAUACUCAGCCAAGGCCACAAAAAUGAUGAUCAAGUCGGUGUGAAAGGAACCUCCUCAAAUUAUCAAGUGCUGAUUUUUAUUCUGUAAAAAACUUUCAACAAAGCUUUUAAUAAAAGUAACUGUGAAGGAGAUAUAUAAAAUACAAUGCUAAAAGCAUGAAAAUCAGUGUAUUGUUAAUGCUUAGUCAUUUCUGUACUAAACUGAAAAACAUGCCUUCCAGAUAAUCAAGUUCUACCCGAGGUCUCUUCCUGUUAAAGCACUGCUUCCCCUCUCUUUUUAUGUAUUAAAAAUAAUUUUACAACAACUAAAAACUGCCAGAGUCAACAUUAUUAGCCCCUCUGUUGCCAAUAAUUGUGUUGAAAAUCCUUUUUGCUGGAUAACAGCCAGCAGUCGUUUGUUAUAGUUUUCAACAAGUCUCACAUGCACCACCUGAGCAGUCCUAGACUAUUCUUCUUUGGCAAAUCUCUUAAACUUCUCCAGAUUUGACCAUCUUCUGCCAUGGUUCUUGGUCUUCACUUCACCCCUGAGAAUGGGAUUCAAGUCAGGGCUAUGUGCAGACCAGAAUGCCAAAGUAUGUUUUUGGACAUUGUCGUGUUGAAAGACAACACGAGAACCCAAGUUUUGCUGCUGACUACUUUCAAAAUCUUCCCAUAUCUUUUUUCAUUAUUCAUAUCUUUUUUAUCAUAUGUUUUUUUCAUUAUUACUCUGGGGACGGUAUUCUUUGGGUUGUGGAUGGAUUCAUUCUUCAAACAUGAGCAGCAUCUCUUUACUCAAAGAGACCUAGUUUAGUCUUAUCUGACCACAGGUCAUGCUUUUGGUAUAAAUAAUCUUUCUCCAAAUUGUCCUUAGCAUAAUUCAGUCAGUAUGAUGUUGAGGCUCUGUUUCUGAUAUCUGUCUGUUACCAUAAAAAGUGUCCUGUUAUUGGUCACUUUGGUAUAUAAAUAACAUUUUAUUGAAUUGUAAGUAGUUUGAAUAACCAAUAGCAAAUAGCAAAAAAGAAUUCUUUUCCCAACAUAAUAAAACUGUAACUAAAAACAUAAGCCAGUUUUAAACAAUACUUUAAUCUACAACAGUCUUAUGUUUAAAUUACAUCAUAUUUAGUCAUAAA